This is a messenger RNA of Neohortaea acidophila, 1317 nucleotides long. RefSeq lists its product as uncharacterized. Bases 1 to 1317 code for a protein of 438 amino acids. NCBI's taxonomy places the organism in Eukaryota, Fungi, Ascomycota, Dothideomycetes, Mycosphaerellales, Teratosphaeriaceae. The transcript is spliced from 2 exons. The record is from RefSeq and is a predicted model, not a curated record.
AUGGUUCCUCGUGUGCCCAACUCCAUGCCCGACACGGAUGAUCGCCGCAGUUUGCUCGCCCCCUCCACUGGACGUCGGCGCAGGUCGAAUAGCCCCAAUGAGGAAGAAGAUGCGAGGAGUACCAAUCGCCUCCACCGAUUCAAGCGACAACGCACCGAGUCCUCCCCACCUGCACAGCCUCGAAAGCCCAUCAAAUAUGGCCAUUUUGGCCAAGUGGAGAGUGGAAGGUUGGAGAUGGAGCUCGUGAGCUGUGAUGGCGGUGAGCAUCAAGACCCCCGGCAUCCCAACACCUACCUGGGCCCCAGAAACUUGCUCCUUCACGACAAGAGUGUGUACUGCUCCGAGAAUUCGGCAAUCAACGUCGUCCUGCGCCAUGCAGACGACACUCCCUUUGCUUUGGACAUGCUUUAUAUCUUGGGCCCGACCGACGGCUUCACCGCCCCUGUCCGCGACGGUCAGGUAUACAUCGGCAUGACGAUGAGAGACGUCGAGAAAUACAUCGACCCACCGCCCCACGCUCGCCGUUCGGCACAUAACCCUUUGCACUCGGAGGGCGAAAGCGACAGCGCACCCUCUUCGCCCGAAGAGCUCUCCUUCACUGAAGCCCUGCGCGACCCAGAAAUGCACGCCAUGCUCCAAGAGAGGAGAGAGCGUCUGCGGAGCUCGCGUCCUGAUCUCAAUGAGUAUGACUUAUGGGACCACCAGCUCGACGUAUAUUGCGACAUCCCAUCCCCGGGCACCAUCACGCCCCCGCAUCCUCUGUCUGAUCUCGGAGACACCACCAACCAUCUCCGCCCAUCCAUUCUGAUCAGUGAGGACGGGCCCGGCCCGGAAGACACAUCCCCACAAGAAGUGCUCGACUACCGCCUCCAACGUCUUCACCUCGCCCGCCGUCGCGCCGAGAUGCCCCUUCACGCCGCUGCCCUCGGCGUGCAGAAUCGCCACCGUGAUCAGACCCACCGCGGUCCCUUACCCGUCUACCGGCGCCCGGGAGCCAGACUUCAAGGCCCACCUUCCCCACCUGCAGCCCUCCCACAUUCCCGAUCCACUACCCCGGGCAGCUCCACCACCAUCCGACCCUACCAUCCCACCACCGCGAGCGCAGAAGAAAGCGCGCUCGAAGAUCCCAACGUCACCUUCGCCCGCUUUCAUAUCCAAAGGGGCCAGUCCAGAGUCGGCCUCCAAUUCGACCCGCCGAUUUCCGGGCGAUUCGUCUUGCUGAAGCUGUGGGCGAAUGCGGGGAAUGUGGAUGUGCAGAGUGCGAUCUUCUAUGGUUGGGGUGGAGGCCGUUUCUUUCCUGCGAUUGAGUUGUGCUGA